UUGUCAUUUGACUGCUUGUAGGUGUAGCGAAAAUAAAUGGGAGUCAAUACUAAGAGAGUGAUAACGCACAGUACCUCUAAUAAUAUCGAGUCUGAUGUUGUCAGUGCACAGUCUCCGUGCUAGCUACGUGUGCCAUCGACACGUCAACCAGACCUGCGGUAUGACCCAAGCCAAGGCAAGGCUGUAGAUCUACGUGUGCAUUGAAGAGUCGUAGAUGUGUCCGACUGUCGUCUAGUGUCGACCCAUUGCCCGCAUUGGCAUUGGCAUUGGCAGCGCAGAUGUGCACAACACCCGCGAUCGGCGCUAAAAUAAUUUUGUUGGAGUGAAGAAUGCGCACGCUUCCGCUACAUAACAUACAGCAGGGUGUGAGCCCGUAGCAGCAGUAGAUCUACCAGCAGUGGAAUUAUUUGACCUAAUAGCUUCGCGCUGGGCUAGCAUUACUUGCCAAUUACCGGUAUUGUCUGGGCUAAAAAGCACGAAGGUGACCGGUGAACAGAACAGAAGGAGUAAGGCGUCCGCUGCCGAUUCGUCUACUACAUACAAUUCUAGUAAGUAAUUAGUUAGUUAUUCGGUGUGUGUGUUUGCAAAUCUUCAGCCGAUCACUUGCACUUGUCUACACGCCAGCACUUCAACAGCACUUCGCAGAUCUCGAAGACAGCCAAGCCGAUCAUCACCUGAUCACCGGAAGGCCGCAGUGGAAGACAGAUCUAGGUGUGAUAUCGAUAACUGGUAAACCUCAGUACAUGCGCGUAGAUCUACCCCUUCUCAUUCAAAGGCUAGAACAGUAGAAGCGAUCACAUACCGGCACUAGUGUACAUGUAUGUGGCUCCCGGACUACUGGCUGAGUGAACUGUUACUUGGUCAAUCAACCGAGACCAACUGCUUUCCAUCCGCAAUUUGCUUCAUACAAUCCCAUCAUCAUAGUCAAUAUUGAGCCUAGCCCGCACACCGUCUCCCGGGUAUGGAGUAUUUUCAAGACCUAUUACGGGCAACAACAGAACUUUCCUCAGGGUCAUCGCUACUAGUGCUAGUCACGGUGGUCAUUGUAACUGUCGUGUCGGUCUGCCUCUACGCCAUCAAUCGGACGACGGCUUCGGGAAGCCGCGGCGGAGUUUCUGGCACCGGCCGCAUUGGCAAGGUUUCACGCAUUCUAGUAUACCCGUUGAAAUCGUGCCGCUCUGUCCAACUUGAAGAGGGCAUGUGCUUGAAGCAGGGUUUCGAGUAUGACCGUCGCUGGGUGGUUGUUAACAUGGAAAGCUCUAUGAAGCCCGAAGGUGUGGCAGGAGUUGCAGUAACCAUGGCAAACUGUCCAAAGUUAGCUCAGAUCCAGCCGCAGAUUGGCCACAGCUCGCCGAGAACGCCUGGCAAGGACAAAGAAGUGACAUUGACUCUGUGUGCCGAGGGUAUGCCCGAUAUAACGAUGAGCACAAGCCAAAUGCUGCAAGGGCGAACGGACGCGGUUUACUCUCCGCGAGUGUCAUGCCAGGCAUACGAUUGCGGUGACAAUGCUUCUCAGUGGCUCUACUCGUUCCUGGAGAGGCCGUCACUGCGUCUCUACUACAUGGCGACCGGUCAAGCAGGCAGAGUUAUGAGCAGAGAUGCAAAGUGGGGCAGCCUGGCUAAGGCCGGGGAUGUGGCAUCCUUCGCUAGCUUCACUCCAUACCUGGUGUGCACUGAGCAGUCACUUAAGGACAUCAGUUCACGCAUGGAGUGCAACUUGGAAAUCGAAAGGUUCCGGCCCAAUAUCGUUGUCGAUUGUCCCGGCAUGGAGCCAUACGCAGAAGAUAGCUGGCAGCGAUUCUCCCUGGGAAGUGUUGAGUUCCGGUUUGUGAAGGCGUGUGGCCGUUGCCCUAUCAUCAUGCAGGAUCCCAGCACGGGAAAGUCCAAUGCCCGCGGACUGUUACCAAAGCUACGAGAGUUUCGACUCAACCACACUGACGAGCGCCAUGGAAACGCACCCAUAUUUGGUCUUCAGGUUGCCGCGGACACAGAAGGCAUGAUCUCUGUGAAUGAUGUCCUGACAGUGCUGUAAAUGAUGUCAUGUGAUGGCAGCCAGGAAUGAGAAGUUGCACAAGUCACUGAAGUAAGUGCAAGACCCUCCCCCCCCCCCCCCACACGCGUGCGCGUAAACACUCGUCUCCCCUAUGCCAAUACAGUAUUGUGGUAAUAUGAAGCUGGAGAAAUGGUUUAGGUCGAAUUGCCAGAAAUGUCUUUUAGAGAACACACCCCGGCAACUCACUGCA
Messenger RNA from Sycon ciliatum, 2243 nucleotides. RefSeq names its product mitochondrial amidoxime-reducing component 1-like. The transcript has a single exon. The record is from RefSeq and is a predicted model, not a curated record. Lineage: Eukaryota; Metazoa; Porifera; Calcarea; Leucosolenida; Sycettidae. The coding region runs from base 962 to 2032 and encodes 356 amino acids. Gene Ontology annotation, molecular function: catalytic activity; molybdenum ion binding; pyridoxal phosphate binding.